Molecule: messenger RNA, 2050 nt
Organism: Annulohypoxylon truncatum
Lineage: Eukaryota; Fungi; Ascomycota; Sordariomycetes; Xylariales; Hypoxylaceae
Product: S-adenosyl-L-methionine-dependent methyltransferase
Exons: 1
Coding region: 413-1633 (406 amino acids)
Biological process (GO): ergosterol biosynthetic process
Cellular component (GO): endoplasmic reticulum
Molecular function (GO): sterol 24-C-methyltransferase activity
Source: RefSeq, a predicted model, not a curated record
AUACGACGGGAAAUACUUAACAUUUGAAGGCCGAUCUGCCCAGAAUUAACUGGGUCCCUCGGAAUAAAAAAGGGAUUAUUAAGAUAAAAACAACAAACUGAGUCAAGGUCAAUUCAAAAAAACCCAGUGGCGCGUCUCUCUUUAUAUGAGAGUCGACACAACAUCUCACACAACCUCCUCACAUCCCUACCUACCUCUCCCGUAACAAGAUCUGUCAGUCCGCGCAAGCAGCAUACGCAAUACGCAGACACAAUCUCCUCUAGCCUGCACAUACGCAAACGGAUAUCCUAUUCGCAGACGCAGGUACAGCCACAGCUCUGUUGCAUACCCAUACACCACCCGUCGCCGGAGCUUACCAAUCCUUAGACCCUAUCCCUUCUUCCAGGAGUACAAGUAGUCGUGAGAAGUACCAAUGGCUGCAGCAGUAACUGCAUCACAACCUCCUAUCGCGCCUGCGAUACCAGGUCGGAACGAUAGUAGCGAUAGCUCUCGUUCUAGUCAGACAAGCACUGAGAAGGUGAAGCUCGCCCCUCAGCUUCGUACCUCCUCGUCGCUGUCGAAGCAUCGCCGCAGCAGCCAUGAAAGCAAUUCUCAAGUUGACCGCUCGGCUCAGCCCAAGCGGUGGAAGACGAUGCUUAAGGCCUUCAAGCACAUCCACAACUUGACCCCGAAGGAAGUUGACGACUUCAUGGCAUCGUAUGAGAUCUACAACCUGGACUGGGCCAACGAGGAUGAGAUGAUCAAGGCUUUCGGGCCCAACUACCAGGAGCGUGUCGGCGAUUGUCUUUGCGCCUACUACUCAGUGUUAAACCAUCUUUGCAGUCUUGGCGACGUCGAGAAGAUGUACAUCCCGCCGCUGAUGGACAAGAAGGCGUCUGUCCUGGAUAAUCAGCUUCUCUACGAAGAGUCUAUCGCGAGGGAUAUUGGAUUGAAGGAAGGCAUGAAGGUGCUGGAUCUUGGUUGCGGCCGUGGGCGUGUCGCCGCGCACAUGACGAGCUUUAGCGGAGCUCAUGUGACUGGUCUAAAUAUCGAUGCGAAUCAGAUCGCGCAGGCCGAGGAAUGGAAUACGCGGUGCGGCUUCAAUAACGAGUUUGUGGUGCACGACCAGAACAAUUUGCCGUUACCGUUCCCCGACGAGUCUUUCGAUGCUUUCUAUGAGAUCCAGGCACUCAGUCUCUGCAAGGAUCCCUCCGCCACAUUCAAAGAGGUAUAUCGUCUGCUAAAGCCUGGCGCUAAGUUCUCACUGUUAGAUUGGGUCAGCCUGCCGCCGUACAACCCGGAGGAUCCUGUUCAUGCGGGACUAAUGCGCCGCGUUAAACCUCUGAUCGGCGCUGUGGGCACUCCGACACCGGCAAGUUUUGAGAAGGCCCUUAUGGAUGCCGGCUUCACCGUCACGAAGUCGGACAAUCCUAGCAUAGACGGCCUACAAGCCCCGCUCAUCGACAAAGUUGACAUCUACUUCCGCUCCAUGAGGCGUGUCAUUCACGGCCUCGUCCGAUUACACGCGCUGCCGCCGCACUUCAAGAUUCUGGUAGACAGAUUUUGUCUAGACGGCAAAGCAUUUAUAGAGAUGGACAACAUGCGCCUUAUCACCACAACAUAUCGGAUCAUCGCAGAGAAGCCUUUAGCAUGAUGGAACUUGGAAAACGAUAGAAUGAGGGGAAUGGGGAAUGGGAUUUUAUUAUUUUUCAUGGGGGUGGAUUCGGGCACGGCCAUCGGAAGUCGGAGGAUUCGAUACCACCCCUAGUUUUCUUGGUAUGGCGCUCUCGCCAUCCACGUUUGCGCUUCACCCUUUUCGGCGAGGGUGAACAUUAAUUAUUCAUUACGGACCUACAAUUAUCGCAACUCCCACUCUACUCCAUCGCAGAAGCCACCUUUACCUUCACCUUUCUAUUCGAUUUUCUUUCCCUAAAGCGAUUUUAGACCUCGAAGCAUUGAUCGGCAUUUUUACACUUAGUAGCAUUAUGCAUAUUGCGUUGCGUUUUACCGGGAAGGGAAGGGGUGUUCUGUUCUUGUUGUCUUUGCUUCAUACCUAAUACACAAUCUUAUU